AUGGACCUUGAGUACAGCCUUCAGGAUGUGGUACGGUGUCAUCUCUGUGAGACCCCGGCCCCACCUCUGUGCUGUGACAUUUGUAACAAAUAUUUGUGUAAAGCCUGUGAGGAGAACCAUCUCUCUGAUCUAUCCAAAGAUCACAAAGUGGUGCCAUUUGAAAAGAGGGGUUUUACUCCAAAGUGUCAAAAACAUUCCUUAAAAAUGUGUGAACAUUACUGUGAACAAUGUGGCAUUCCUAUUUGUGCAGCAUGUCUUUCUUCUGAAGAACACAAUGACCAUAAAUGUAUUGAAAUAACUAAAAUCAUGGACAACAAGAAAGAAAUAAUUCAAAACGAUUUACAGGAUCUAGAAAAAAACAUUUAUCCCAAAUACCAAGAGAUUGUAUCUAAAAUCCAAGUUCAGAAAGCUGAUCUGAAUAAAACUGCAAAGAUAUUAAUAACAUAUAUCGACAAACAUGGAGAGGACUGGCAUAAAGAAAUAGACACCGUUAUACAGAAACUGAAAUCUGAUCUUGAUGAAAUGGACACAAAAUAUUUGGAUGUUCUAAAUAAAUGGGAAAUUAAAAUCACACAAACCAUUUCUAAAAUCACACAGAGCAUUGCUGAUCUAAAGAAAUCACUGGACUCCAAUGAUGUCAGCCUUGUGUCUGCCUACAAAUCAAUAAAUGUUGAAUUUAGAAGAUUGCCUCCUAAAAUCACAGUCUCCUUACCAAGUUUUACACGUCAGAAAAUCAACAAGGAACUUUUUCAACAGUUUGGUUCUUUGUCAGCGUUAUCUUUCAAAAUAAAAGAAAAUGGUUACACAAUGGAUUCUCUCGGUGCUGAUACCUCUUCCUCAGACAGACCGCUCAUUGAUGUACCAAGGAUCAUCUCGGAUAUAAACACUGAGUAUGGAGAAUAUAAACUACAUACUGUGUCGUGUCUGAGUGAUGAAGAUAUAUGGACGUGUGGUAAUGAUAACGUCAUUCGACUCUAUAACCUCCAAGGAGAAAUAAUGAAGUCAAUCCAAACCCAGUCGGGGAACUGGCCACUGGACAUUGUGGUGACAAGGAAUGACAAUGGAGCUCAUGAGGUAGUAGUGGUCAAUCAGGCCGGAAAACUCCGGUUUACUUACACUGGUCCUCCCUCUACUACCAAGGGAUCAUUUAGUCCACUCGGCAUCACAACAGACAGCCAGAGUCAUAUCCUUAUAGCAGACUACAACCAUAUCCACAUCCUGAAUCAAGACGGGAAGUUCCUCUGCUACAUUGACACGUUUGGUUUAAAGACUCCAUGGGGUUUAUGUGUUGACAACAGAGACAACCUUUUUGUGGCUGAACACCACAAAGGUUUCUAUUGA
Messenger RNA from Magallana angulata, 1341 nucleotides. RefSeq names its product tripartite motif-containing protein 45-like. Lineage: Eukaryota; Metazoa; Mollusca; Bivalvia; Ostreida; Ostreidae. The transcript is spliced from 3 exons. Gene Ontology annotation, biological process: positive regulation of DNA-templated transcription. Bases 1 to 1341 code for a protein of 446 amino acids. The record is from RefSeq and is a predicted model, not a curated record. Gene Ontology annotation, cellular component: chromatin; nucleoplasm. Gene Ontology annotation, molecular function: zinc ion binding; ubiquitin-protein transferase activity.